AUGGCAUCUAUGGCACUAAACCCACAAUACGAUGCAAUCGGAAAAGGUUUUGUACAACAAUACUAUGCUCUGUUCGAUGACCCGGCACAACGAGCAAAUCUAGCUAAUAUGUAUAAUGAAACAUCUUUUAUGACCUUUGAGGGGGUACAAUUACAAGGUGCUGUUAAAAUAAUGGAAAAACUAAAUAGUCUGACAUUUCAAAAGAUUGGCAGACUAAUAACCUCAGUUGAUUCCCAGCCCAUGUUUGAUGGAGGUGUUUUAAUUGAUGUCCUCGGUAGAUUGCAGACAGAUGAUGAUCAACCACAUGCAUACUUCCAAACAUUUGUGUUGAAGCCAAUAGGAAUCUCAUUCUAUGUUGAACAUGACAUGUUCAGACUGGCUCUUCAUGAUUGUGACGAGGACCCUCCACAUCCAUACAUGCAAACAUUUGUUUUAAAACCACUGGGAGACUCUUUCUUUGUGCAGCACGACAUAUUCCGCCUCGGCAUCCACGACGUCGCUUAA
Messenger RNA from Danaus chrysippus (African queen), 504 nucleotides. NCBI's taxonomy places the organism in Eukaryota, Metazoa, Arthropoda, Insecta, Lepidoptera, Nymphalidae. The record is from the annotation of a GenBank genome assembly.